ACCCCACUAAAUUAUGUCCAACAGUUUAGUUUUGAAGCUAAAAAUAUACAUGUUUAUUGAACUGAAUAUACUUUGCUUUCCAGAUGGAGAAAUCAAUUAUUCUACUAUUCUGGUUACAAUAUGUUAAGAUCUCAAAAAGCUUCCAUUAUAGCCCAAUGAAUAAACAAACAACAGCAGUUUUUAUUGAAUGGGAUGAAUUUCCUAAGGGAGAAAGUCCUGAAUUUUAUUUUUUAAAAUACCAACUUGUUAAUAAUUUUGCUCAACAAAAUGUCAAGAGCAUUCUCGCAGACCCACAAAAGCUUCCAAAAUCAAUAAUAACACUAGAGGAAAAUGAAGACUAUUACAUCACUAUAGAGUCUAUAAAAUAUGGACGAAUUUUAAGUGAAAAGUCCUUUAAAACCCGUGGAUUCUCAACUAGCAAUGUCAAAAUAAUAGCAACCAGUACGAGUGUUUCCUUUAACUGGACUGUGCUGUCUUCCAAUGACAUUUCAGUGUCAAUAUCUCUCAAUAAUUCUUCACGAAUUAUGCAUGAUAACAUCAUGGCUUAUGAGUGGGAUAAUUUAAAACCUGAAACCUUACAUGCUUUUAUGUUUGAAUUUAAACAGUUGCAUUUGGAUUUUAUACAUAUUUUUCAGAGACUGGAUAUUCAAGUAGAAACAGGUUCAUGUGCACAGGGAUGGGUAGCAUUAAAAAAUAGCUGUUACAGAAUUAGCAAAGACAGUGUGCCAUGGAAUAUAGCCCAGCAACGUUGUAAGUUACCCUUAAGUUUUGCACACCUUGUGGAUAUUAAAAAUGAAGAGGAAAAAAAAUUCGUAUUUUCACUUCUCAGGUCGAAGAAUCAAAUAAUAACAUGGACUGGUCUUAAAGAUUUGAAGAAAGAAGGUCAUCUCACAUGGACAAAUGGAUCAUCUUUUGGCCUUAAGAAAAAUGACACCAUUUCUUUUCUACUGCUACCCAACAAGGAAACAGAUUGCUACAUUUUACAGCAAAAUGAAACUGGAUCAAACUAUUUCUUUACAAGAUUUUUCUGUUAUGUUCCAUUGCCAUAUAUUUGCAAAUAUGAAUGUAAUAAUUUUCUUUAGUAUCCUUAUUAUAUUUGUGCAUCUCAUUCUUAUUAUUUCAAAGACAGAAUUAAAAUUUCUAAUUAAAUAGUUCUUUUAUAUUUUUUCAGCACCUUCUCUGC
Molecule: messenger RNA, 1183 nt
Organism: Manis pentadactyla (Chinese pangolin)
Lineage: Eukaryota; Metazoa; Chordata; Mammalia; Pholidota; Manidae
Exons: 6
Coding region: 84-1082 (332 amino acids)
Biological process (GO): cellular response to molecule of fungal origin
Molecular function (GO): (1->3)-beta-D-glucan binding
Source: RefSeq, a predicted model, not a curated record